Morus notabilis is the source of this 1166-nucleotide messenger RNA. RefSeq names its product nudix hydrolase 12, mitochondrial. Gene Ontology annotation, molecular function: pyrophosphatase activity. The record is from RefSeq and is a predicted model, not a curated record. Gene Ontology annotation, cellular component: nucleus; cytoplasm. NCBI's taxonomy places the organism in Eukaryota, Viridiplantae, Streptophyta, Magnoliopsida, Rosales, Moraceae. Bases 264 to 1043 code for a protein of 259 amino acids. The transcript has 6 exons.
UUAUGAUAGCUUUUAACUUGUUGUGAGACUGAGAGCUAAUUUCUGAUCCGAUUCGUCAGAAAACUAACGAGCGUCCCUUCCUUCCUCCUCUUCCAUUCAUAUAUCUUCCAGCACAGCACUGCACCGCGUCUUCAUAUUUGAAACUUGAAAUACUACUGUGGCCUCUCCUGAUAUAAUAGGAAUGUUGUUAUACUUAUAUAUGUAUUAAUGUUGUAGAAAAUCAGCAGUACAGCUAGCUACCAACAAGAAAUUAAGAAGAAGAGAUGAUGCCAUCGGAUUCCGUGGUAGCCCGCAAGGGUCGGCAGAGGCAGCGCUAUCACAAUAAUCUCCGCCUUGUUUCAGGAUGUAUUCCUUACCGGCUUACAAAUGCAAAGGACGCGGAAGAUUGCGGCUGCGGAAAUGUGCGGGAAAACAUGAGGAGGAUACAAGUUCUUAUGGUUUCUUCUCCAAAUCGCGACGAUCUCGUUUUUCCAAAAGGUGGAUGGGAAGACGACGAGACUCGUGAAGAGGCUGCUUGCCGUGAAGCUCUAGAGGAAGCGGGGGUCAGAGGAAUUAUUAAAGAAAUUCCUUUAGGAGAUUGGGAGUUCAGAAGCAAAAGCAAACAGAAGAUGAUUUGCAGCCCUCAGGCUCAGGAAGGAGUUUGCAAGGGCUAUAUGUUUGCAUUAGAGGUAACCGAGGUGCUCGACACUUGGCCCGAGCAACAAAACCGCGAUAGAAGAUGGCUAAACAUAAAGGAGGCAUUUGAACUAUGCCGGUAUGAAUGGAUGCGCGAGGCACUAGAGGCGUUUCUGAGAGUUAUGGAGGCAGAUGAAAUGAGAAAGGCCGAUUUGACGACAGAAGAUGAGAAGAAGAUAGCAGGGAUGCCCAUGCCGGAUGAGGUUGUGGAAGAAUGUCAAGAAAUUAACAAAUCAUCUUCAAACUCAAGUACUAGUUGUACUAGUACUAGUCACCACCCGGCUGUCGUAAAUCAUAUCACUACUUCAUUCACUAGUUGGCAUAGUAAAUGUAAUAUAUAUAUUGCCUCUCAAGAGGGUGGCUGCUGAUCUGAGUUAUAUGUAUAUGUAUAUAUUCUCAGCUUUUGGAACUUUUGACUGUUGGGGACUUGACUUGCAUUCCAUUCCAUUCCAUUCCAUUUGCAUGCUCUUAAAGUUAUUAUUGCCUUAAUU